Molecule: messenger RNA, 2491 nt
Organism: Syngnathus acus (greater pipefish)
Lineage: Eukaryota; Metazoa; Chordata; Actinopteri; Syngnathiformes; Syngnathidae
Product: S-adenosylhomocysteine hydrolase-like protein 1
Exons: 17
Coding region: 39-1748 (569 amino acids)
Biological process (GO): L-methionine cycle
Cellular component (GO): cytosol
Source: RefSeq, a predicted model, not a curated record
CUUGAGCAAGAAGUGCUUUAGUUGCAAAGUGAAGUCCCAUGGCUGAGGAAAAGCAGUUGAAGGGAACCUCCGGGGAGACCCUGCCUGUGUCUGACCACCACUGUCCUCAAGCAGCACAAGCAGAGGACGAGCGGGGAGGAUGCGAAGAGGAGCUCAAGAGGGGCCCCGACCUGUUGCAGAUGCUAAAGGCUGCAGAGAGCAGGUGGGCCCCCCAACAGGGUCAGGAAAAAGGAGAGGCCGGGACGGAGGAGGUCGUCAGCGAGGCGCUGAAGACUGACAUGCAGAUACAGUUGACGGAGCAGAAACAAGAAUUCAACAAGCGUCCCAUCAUGGCCGUCCCGCGCCCGCUGUCUCGCUCUGGCUCGCAGUCAUCCGUUGACAGCUACAAUUCAGCGGACAGUGCCAACUCUGAAGACGACAACUCACCUAGAAACAAAGUCCAGAAGACCUCCAAGGGCGUCUCGGACUUUUGCAUUAAAAAUAUCAAACGGGCUGAUUUUGGACGUCGUGAAAUUUGCAUUGCAGAGCAAGAGAUGCCUGCGUUGAUGGUUCUGAGGAAAAAAGUGGGUAGCGAGAAACCUCUGGCUGGAGCCAAAGUGGUUGGCUGCACACACAUCACUGCUCAAACGGCGGUUCUAAUUGAGACACUGUCAGCGUUGGGGGCUCAGUGCCGUUGGGCCGCCUGUAACAUCUUCUCCACCCAGAAUGCCAUAGCCGCUGCUCUGGCUGAAGGAGGCACAUCCGUGUUUGCAUGGAGAGGCGAGUCAGAGGACGACUUCUGGUGGUGCAUCGAUCGCUGCGUUGGUGCUGAAAUUUGGGAACCCAAUGUGAUUCUAGAUGACGGUGGUGACCUGACCCACUGGCUCUACAAGAAGUACCCCAACCUGUUCAAAAACAUACGAGGCAUUGUGGAAGAAAGCGUCACGGGUGUUUAUCGCUUAUACCAGCUGUCCAAGGCCGGCGAGUUGUGUGUUCCGGCCAUAAACGUCAACGAUUCGGUGACCAAGCAGAAGUUUGACAAUCUCUAUUGUUGCAAGGAGUCUAUCUUGGAUGGGUUGAAGAGAACCACAGACGUGAUGUUUGGCGGCAAGCAGGUGCUGGUGUGUGGAUAUGGUGGGGUUGGGAAAGGUUGCUGCGCCGCCCUGAAAGCAUUGGGUGCUGUCGUGUACGUGACAGAGGUGGACCCCAUCUGUGCCAUCCAGGCCUGCAUGGACGGCUUCAGAGUGAUCCAGCUGAGUGAGGUGGUCCGACACGUUGACGUGGUCAUCACCUGUACAGGUAACAAACACGUGGUGGCCAGGGAACAUCUGGACAGGAUGAAGAAUGGCUGCAUUGUCUGCAACAUGGGACACUCCAACACGGAGAUAGAUUUGGCGAGUCUGCGCACUGCAGAGCUGCGAUGGGAGCACGUGAGACCUCAGGUGGACCACGUCGUAUGGCCGGAUGGAAGGAGAAUCGUCCUACUGGCCCAGGGUCGUUUACUGAAUCUGAGCUGCUCCACUGUGCCCUCUUUUGUCCUCUCGGUCACUGCCACCACUCAGGCUCUGGCUCUCAUUGAGCUGUACAACGCUCCAGAAGGACGCUACAAACGGGAUGUCUACUUGCUGCCAAAAAAGAUGGAUGAAUACGUGGCAAGUCUUCACCUCCCUGGUUUUGAUGCUCACCUCACCGAGCUGACUGACGAUCAGACCAAGUACUUGGGCAUUGGCAAGCAUGGACCUUUUAAACCUAACUAUUAUAGGUAUUGACUCCCUGGACUACCAAGAUGAUCUUUUUAUGUUAUAUUAUUUAGAAUAUUCCUUUGAAACCUACUGUAAACAUGGCUGACUAUUCACCAUUGUUGGAUUGUCCAGUCUUUGACAGAAUUUCAUUUUCUCUCUGUGCAUUUAGCACAAUCGAGAUGAUAAUAAUAGGUUAUAUAUAGUAUAUAGUAUAUAUGUACUGUGAAUGUUUUUCAUUUUUAUUCAAAAUAGUUCAUAGGUUUGUUGAAUUUUAACAUGACACAUGUAGCACACAAAAUACAACUAAUGCUUUUUUGUGUCACAGGGAGAUUAGAACAGUAGUACAUUAAAUGACCAAGUGACUGAUUUGUAAUUUUUAUUGAGGGUAUUCUACUUUUGCAUAUAUUUGCUAAUUAGAAUCAAAGAGGUCAUUGAAGUCAUUUCCUCGCAACACCAGCAAAAAUAUAAACUACAACUUUUUUUUUUUACAUAUACUGUUACUAUAAAAUUACACUCAAAUGCUCACAUGACAAACACUCUUAUUAAAAGCUUUUUUCCAUCACUGAGCUGCCGGUCCAUAAAUUAGGUUACACCAGCUCAGUUUUCGCAUCUUUCCGCAGCCUCGUUAAUCAUACGUAUCCAAAAGUGAUGUAACAUCAUUAAGUCGGGCAGAGGGUCGAGGGCUUCUUCAUAGAGGAAAUGACAUUACUGCUGAUUUUCUUUUAGCCCCUUUGACCCGCUUCUAGACACAAAAUGAAUAUUGGGCUUGG